Molecule: messenger RNA, 1791 nt
Organism: Rhinocladiella mackenziei CBS 650.93
Lineage: Eukaryota; Fungi; Ascomycota; Eurotiomycetes; Chaetothyriales; Herpotrichiellaceae
Exons: 1
Coding region: 1-1791 (596 amino acids)
Source: RefSeq, a predicted model, not a curated record
AUGGCUCAGUCACAAUACCUGCCACUUCUUCCUCAAGGUGAAUCACCAGGACAUAUGGAUAUAUCAGAUGAUAUAAACGCAGGUGCCCUUCCAGAUCUAUAUCCGACACCCUCUGCGACACCUGCGACGGUCACCCCAAGAGCAGACUCGAUCCAAGGGGAAACACCACUGGCGAGAACUGCAUUGCAAAGAAGGAGAGAGAUGAAGGGAGUCGGCGCCUACCGCGACCUUCCCUCGUUUCCUCCCUUCGACCGGCCGAUCCCAAACGAUGCCACCCUCGAAGAAAUCUGCAUCUUCUACCCCAAUCACAUCCGAGGCGCCUGCCUGGACGCCUUCGUCCAAUGGAUGUGGUCGGCGACAGAUAUUUACAAUCACCUGACCGAGGAGGCGAAGAGAGAAUUCAGAGAGGAAGGAGUCGCGAGAUGCAAGGCGUACGGCAACCGAGCAAAUUUCCUGAUGAAGCGACUGGAUGCGCAUCUGAAGAAGAUGACUGCAGAGGAAGUGAGAGCAUUAUGUACUGCGCCGAAGAUUCGUGGUUGUUUGAUAGAUGGCAGCGAAUAUUACGGUGCCUCCAAGUUACAAGGAAAGUUCAACAAUCCCAAUGCGCAGCCUGUGAGAUCGUUUCCGAACCGAAAGAAAGGAAUAAGAAGAAACACCGACCGUCCAGCAGCAGCAGCAGAUCAGCCGCAGACUGUUAUCCACGGUUUCGAUGGGUUCUCGCUGUGGGACUCGCAGGCCGAGCUCGAGAAGUACAGCAAUAUAAUGGCAGAUCUCUGGACCCAGCAGUGUGCCUUUGCUGAAUUGAUUAUCAGCUCUGAUGCGCACCUUUUCAACGUCGAUGGUAAGCAGCGCAACGACUUCAUCUUGCAAUUGAUGAAGUGGCCGGUCACGGCAGAGUCACAGACAUUCUUCAACUUCGACCCUAUCACGGCAUGCCCAACCUUCGUCGAGUGGAUCAGCAACAAAGUGAGAUAUAUUGUCGCUUCCGUCACGUCCCCGACAGAUCUUUCGGUGCCGUCUCUAGCCAUGCCCGGCAACAUCAGUCAGCGUGAGAAGUUGAACUUGGCUAGACGACAUGCGGUUUCUCUGGUUUUGGCAGAAGGGCGAGCUCUGGUAUCGAAGCUCUAUCAGGUCGCUCUAGGCCCCGACAGCGCCACGCAAACUGGUGUGAUGAAGGUUGGACUAGUCCAUCAGAUGGUACAUUCAAUCUCGAGUCCAGAAGAUGGUCGUAAUGAACAGACAAGUGUGAUCGCUGUCGGCGAUGAUCUGGACAGUCUGCUCAGCCGGGGCUCGAGAAGAUCCAGUAAAAGAAAUAAGGUCAGAUCGCCCAAGCGAGUGACAUUCGAAGCUCCGAAUAAUGUAGAGCAGCAAGGGAGUUCCACCGAUCCAGCUGGUGCAGCAACAAGUAGCACGUGCGGACCACAGCAAUAUCAAGCAUUCACAUCCAGCCAGGAGUCCAACAAUAACCACGGAACAGCAAGUUAUCUCGGCCCUGAGAUCCCAGGGCCAGGAGCUGAGAAUGCUUCUGAAGAGGUCGAUCACAGAAACUGGCCAAAUGAAACCGAUUCCUUCGGAGAUGACAUGGAUUUGACUUCUGACACCCCAAAUGGAGGCAUGGACAGUGAUCCAGAUUGGUUAAAAGAUGUUUUCGAGAGAGAUGGUGAUUUGAGUUUGAACAUGAAUGGCCAACCGAAGAUCAUGGACGGCGAUCCAGAUUGGUUAAAAGCUCUUCUGAAGGAAGAAUUUGAGGGAUUUGGACAAAGACCUGUCCGUCAUUCUGCCUCGAUGUAA